AUGAAUAGAUGGGAGGGAGCUAGGGAGGGAGGGGAAGGAGGGAUAGAUAGAUGGAUGAAUAGAUGGGAGCGAGCUAGGGAGGGUGGGGAAGGAGGGAUAGAUGGAUGGAUGAAUAGAUGGGAGGGAGCUAGGGAGGGAGAGGAAGGAGGGAUAGAUGGAUGGAUGAAUAGAUGGGAGCGAGCUAGGGAGGGUGGGGAAGGAGGGAUAGAUAGAUGGAUGAAUAGAUGGGAGCGAGCUAGGGAGGGUGGGGAAGGAGGGAUAGAUGGAUGGAUGAAUAGAUGGGAGGGAGCUAGGGAGGGAGGGGAAGGAGGGAUAGAUAGAUGGAUGAAUAGAUGGGAGCGAGCUAGGGAGGGUGGGGAAGGAGGGAUAGAUGGAUGGAUGAAUAGAUGGGAGGGAGCUAGGGAGGGAGAGGAAGGAGGGAUAGAUAGAUGGAUGAAUAGAUGGGAGGGGGCUAGGGAGGGUGGGGAAGGAGGGAUAGAUGGAUGGAUUAAUAGAUGGGAGGGGGCUAGGGAGGGUGGGGAAGGAGGGAUAGAUAGAUGGAUGAAUAGAUGGGAGCGAGCUAGGGAGGGUGGGGAAGGAGGGAUAGAUGGAUGGAUGAAUAGAUGGGAGGGAGCUAGGGAGGGAGAGGAAGGAGGGAUAGAUAGAUGGAUGAAUAGAUGGGAGCGAGCUAGGGAGGGUGGGGAAGGAGGGAUAGAUGGAUGGAUGAAUAGAUGGGAGGGGGCUAGGAAGGUGGGGAAGGAGGGAUAG
This is a messenger RNA of Haliotis rufescens (red abalone), 747 nucleotides long. RefSeq lists its product as uncharacterized. The coding region runs from base 1 to 747 and encodes 248 amino acids. Lineage: Eukaryota; Metazoa; Mollusca; Gastropoda; Lepetellida; Haliotidae. The record is from RefSeq and is a predicted model, not a curated record. The transcript has a single exon.